AUGGAGCCCACACCCGACGAAAUGAGCCUGAUGGACAUCAACAAGAUGUUCUCCCUGCUGCAGCCCAGGGAUGACGAGGAGGACAGCGGGGAGAGCGAGGAGCUGAGCCGGGCGGUGUGCCAGGACGACCACGAGGCGCUGGCCAGGCUCCUGUCGCAGGACAGGUACAGGAGGCUGAUCGACCGCCGGAGCGGCUGGGGCGUGCCCAGCACCCCUCUGCGCCUGGCGGCCGCCCGGGGCUGCGUGCGGAGCCUGCGGCUGCUGCUGGCGCACGGCGCGCUCGUGGACAGCCUGGACGUGAAGGCGCAGACCCCGCUCUUCGUGGCGGUCAGCAACGGGCACGGCGAGUGCGUGCGGCUGCUGCUGGAGGCCGGCGCCAGCCCCGCGGGCAGCGCCUACAACAACUGCUCGCCGCUGCUGCUGGCCGCCAGGGACGGCCGGGCGGCCAUCGUGCGGCUGCUGCUGGAGCACGGCGCCGAGCCCAACGUGCGGGCCCGCCUGCCCGAGUGGGCGGCCAACGCGGCGGCCUGCUCAGGCCCGCUGUACCUGGCGGCCGCCUACGGGCACCUGGAGUGCUUCCGCCUGCUGCUGCUGCACGGCGCCGACCCCGACUACAACUGCACCGAGCAGGCCGUGCUGGCGCAGAUCCGCGAGCCCAAGACGCUGCUGGAGACGUGCCUGAGGCACGGCUGCCGCGGCGACUUCAUCCGCCUGCUCAUCGACUUCGGGGCCAACGUGUACCUGCCCGGCGUGCCCGCCGACGGGCCGGCCCCGCGCAGCGAGGGGCUGGAGCUGCUGCUGCACGCCAGAGCUCAUCCCAAAUCCCUGCUGUCCCAAUCCCGGCUGGCCAUGAGGCGUCUCCUGAAGCAGCCCGGCUGCUCGGCCACCCUCGGAGAGCUGGAGAUCCCCACAGCCCUGGCCAAAUACCUGCAGCACCAGCCGUGAUCCCAGCCUGCCCAGGGACACCCACUCUGAGCACCCCAGUUAAAACCUGCUCCACCCUGGCAGUGAAUCCCUGACAUCUGUGGAACGCCCAGGAAUUUGUGAUCUCAGGUUCAUUUUUGCUGCCAGGUGUCUCCAGAAAGCCGUGCCCAUGUGGAGAGAUGGGAAGGGAAGGGGGAGAGAGAACAGGAGGUCUCAGCUCCUGGUUUGCAGCAAAGCGAGGAUAGAGCGGGAUCUGGUUCCCCUGGGUUUGCCUCAGACCAUCUGUACUGAGGGAUUUUACACCUUGAGCUGAGUUUAGUUGGAGAAGGGGCUGGGAAAGAGUGUGGAGAAAUUCUUGGCUGUGAGGAUGGGAAUUGUUCCCUGGGAGGGUGGGCAGGCCCUGGCACAGGGUGCCCAGAGCAGCUGGGGCUGCCCCUGGAUCCCUGGCAGUGCCCAAGGCCAGGCUGGACACUGGGGCUGGGAGCAGCCUGGGACAGUGGAAGAUGUCCCUGCCAUGGCAGGGGUGGCACUGGAUGGGCUUUGAGGUCUCUCCUGAUUCCAGGAUUCCCAGAGAAGUUCCCAAGUGACUCCUUCACUUGGGAGGGGCAGGACUGGGGCUGGCCCUGGCUGUGUGUGCCCGCCCCACUGGGGGCAGAGCCCCAGCAUCCCCACUGCUCUCCCUGCCCCAGCUCUGACCCUAAACAUCAUCUUCUCACCCCAAAAGUGCUUCCUUCUGGGAAGGCUGAGGGUCUCCCGUGGUUGGGCAGGGCUGGGGUUUGGAUUAAACUGUUCUGUUCUUGGUAUGAA
Molecule: messenger RNA, 1731 nt
Organism: Haemorhous mexicanus (house finch)
Lineage: Eukaryota; Metazoa; Chordata; Aves; Passeriformes; Fringillidae
Gene: ASB12
Product: ankyrin repeat and SOCS box containing 12
Exons: 2
Coding region: 1-945 (314 amino acids)
Biological process (GO): positive regulation of transcription by RNA polymerase II
Cellular component (GO): nucleus
Molecular function (GO): transcription cis-regulatory region binding; protein binding
Source: RefSeq, a predicted model, not a curated record